AUGUCUUCCUCUAGUCUUCGCCAAGGAUUGCAGUCUUGUCUCGAACCCCGCGUGAUGGAGCCACGUGUGCUCAGCCUCAAACUCGCACUACAACAAGGAUCCAAUUUUUCUCAACCCUCUCCCACCACUACCAACAACAACAACACCAACACAAACACAGUUUCACUUUCGUCUCUCUCUGACUCCCUAGAAAAACCACUCACCAACUACGAAUGUGAUGAAAACGACUCAGAAUCUAAAGAUGGUAGCAGCUGGAGUAUCCUUCAAACUCUCUCACUCUCUUCCCACUGUCCCGACAAAACAGAGGACGCUGUCUACGUCCCCCCUGCUGUUAAACGCUCCUCCUCAUUUCUCAGUGACAAAAGCUUGGAAAUGUGCACCGAAAGCCUCGGCAGCGAGACCGGUAGCAAUGCUGGCGAAAGAACCGAUGACAUCUCUUUGUUCUCUUUUGACACCAGCACAUGUUUCACCAGCAAUACUACUACUACUACUACUGAUAUUACUACUGCUGUUACAAGUUGCAAGUCCAAAAGGGUGAACCGUGCUUCCAAGUUUCCACCGCCACUUACCACAAUUUCUGACUUGGGUGGCGUUCAAGUCCGGCCUCGUCGCGAAGGAGGAAGGCUGAUAUUGCAAGCUGUGGCUUCUCCUUCGAAUCGCCCUUAUUUUCGCGCUGAGCGCGAAGAUGGUAGGCUUAGGCUGUGUUUGUAUGAGAGGUUUUCGGAUAGCGAAGAUGAAGUUUGUGAUGAUGAGGAAGGUGUUGAAGAGCAAGAAGAAGAAAAUGAAUAUGAGGAAAACAGAGAAGAAGAGUGUGGUGCGGAGGAUAGUGGGACAGAUGAGGAGUCUGUUGAGAACGUGGAGGAUGAGAUGGGAGUGAAAAAGUUUUCCAGACCAAGCAGUUGCAAGGAAAGUGGGAAAAGAGAUAUUUUUGGUGAUGUCUUGGCUAAUUUGAGCUUCCCUCUCUAUCUCUCUGUCUCUGAAUAG
Messenger RNA from Sphenostylis stenocarpa, 984 nucleotides. The record is from the annotation of a GenBank genome assembly. NCBI's taxonomy places the organism in Eukaryota, Viridiplantae, Streptophyta, Magnoliopsida, Fabales, Fabaceae.